AGGUGCAGGAGUAGGCCAUUCGGCCCUUCGAGCCUGCACCGCCAUUCAAUAUGAUCAUGGCUGAUCACAGCAUAACUGUUGGCAGAUCAAUUUCCCUCCUGGGAUGAAUAAAGUUCUAUUGUAUCGUAUCGUAAAGAAAUACACUUCCCUAAAACACGUUGUCCUGUCUGAGUUCACGGUGUGAUGGUCUUCCUUUUACAGAUGCCCAGUCACGGUCAGAGCAGGGUUCCUCCACUCUGGACACUGGCCGCCAUCCUUGCUGCACUGGCCGUGGGGACCGCAGCCUGCCCGCCCGACUGCAUCUGCGACAACCUGCACGGCGUGGUGACCUGCAUCAGGAGACGGCUCACCGACAUCCCCAUCACCAUACCACAGGCCACUAAGGAGCUGGACAUCAGAGGCAACAACAUCGACACAAUAGCAACUGGAGCCUUUCUUCCGAUUCCCUACCUCACUCACCUAAACCUACAGAAAUGCAACAUCAACCAUCUUCGUGAAGGUGCCUUCCGUGGCCUAGGCCGGCUGAUCUCUCUCAAUCUGGGGUUCAAUAACGUGGAACUAAUCUACCAGGAGACCUUUGACGGGCUUUACUCUCUGGAGCAACUUAUCCUCAAUAACAACAAAAUCGAGGAGAUCAAACCGGGUGCUUUUAGUCAGCUGGGAUUCCUGAACUUCUUAAACCUGGAGCAGAACUUCCUGGUCUACCUGCCUCCCCUUCUCUUCCAGGGUCUCCAGCAAAUCAAAUACAUGCGCUUGUCCAAGAACAUGAUCAACUACAUGGCAGACGAGGCCUUUGCCGGGCUGUGGACUCUCAAGAGGCUGAACCUUGACAGCAACGAGCUGCAGUAUUUGCCAUCUGAGGCCUUGUCCAGGCUCACCACUGUGGUCAGGUUGGACCUCAGUCGGAAUCCGAUGACCUCGCUUGGCGAGGAGUCGCUCCGGAUGGGCUCGCUGAAGCAUCUGACCAUGGAUGACACGUUCCUCCAGGAUCUGGCGGCCACGGCGUUUGUCCACUGCCCCGUGUUAUCGAUGAUCAACCUCCGCAACAGCCAGCUCCAGGUCAUCGAGCCCCCGGUUGGGUUGGAGGCCCUGAGGAUGAUCAACCUGACCGGCAGCCCCAUCCAGUGCAACUGUUUCAUGAGGCCCUUCAGGGAGUGGAUGAACAACUACACCAGGCCGCGGGCCCAGGUGUUCUGCAGCGACCCCGGGCCGUACCACGGGGAGAGGUUGGAUUCCCUGCGCCUGGUUCACUUGAGGUGCGACCUGCGACCGUCGGACAUCGAGGAGCAGGAGGAGGAGGAAGUCAACCCGGCCAACAGGCCCAACCAAGAUGGCCGCCCGUGCCCAGACCACUGCGACUGCAAACACGAGCUGCGACACUCCAGUUGCGAGGGCAAGAGGCUACGCAAGAUCCCCAAGGGCUUCCCGCCCGAUUCCCACCUUCUGGACAUGCGUUACAAUGAGUUCCACUCAGUCCCCAGGGGCUCCUUCCCAGAUAUGAAGCAACUUGUCUCACUCCAUUUACAGAACUGCGGAAUACACGAUGUCCAUGCUGGGGCCUUCCGUGGGCUGAAGGAGCUAAUUUACUUGUACCUGUCUUUCAACGAGAUGACCAGCCUCCAACCGGAGAUCUUCGAAGGACUUCCCGACCUCACCUACCUCUACCUGGACCACAACAAGCUGUCCUCGAUUCCCAAGGGGACGUUCCGGCUGCUGCCCCACCUCUUUGCCCUUCACCUGGAGCACAAUCCCAUCCCUCAGCUGACCGAGGAGAACAUGGAGGGCGCGGAGAAGCUGCGGUGGCUGCACUUGACCGGCGACAACCUCACCUAUAUCUCCCCCACCGCUCUCCAGCCCAUGGCCCAGCUCCAGAAGCUGUUCUUGGACCACAACAAGCUGACGGCCGUUCCCGCCGCUGCUUUGAUGACGAUGUCCUCUUUGGAAGAACUGAAACUGUCCGGCAAUCCCAUUAGACAGAUCGAUAGCGGGGCCUUCCUGCCAAUGGCUGGGUCUCUCCAACAUUUGUGGCUGAACGACAUGGGUUGGAGAAGGGGGAUCUCGGACGGAGCCUUCGAAGGAGUGAGCGCGGGGCUGCAGAGCCUGUACCUGGGGAAUAACAGGCUGAGCUACAUUCCCAGCCUGGACAACUUCCGCAACCUGCACACCAUUGACCUGUUGCACAACCCCUGGGACUGUGACUGCCCCCUCCUUCACCUCCGCAGGUGGCUCGAAAGCAGCAAUCUGAAGGUCCGAGCCGUUUGCAACCUCCCGAGGAAUGUCACCGGGGUGAGCGUGAAAGCCGCCCCGUUUAAGAACUGCAAAGGCAGCCCGCCCGAGAAGACCCAAGACACCCCGAAGAAAACCAAAGCAGGUCGGACGGGAGUCGCCCGUAAAACUAUCAAGCGGCUGAAACCAAAGCGAUCGUACAACUCAGCGAAGAGAAGCGGGAGGACCCAAGCACAAUAGACCAGCGACUGGCUGACACCCAGGGAGUGGCCCAGCAGAGCAGCUGACUGUUAUUGAAGUGGUUUGUGUUCAUUCUCCCAUCCCUCUGCUUAGCCUGUGCCUCAAUCCCCAGUAGCCUUUACAAGGAGCCUGCGACCUGUAUUAAACAAGACUUGACA
Molecule: messenger RNA, 2624 nt
Organism: Leucoraja erinaceus (little skate)
Lineage: Eukaryota; Metazoa; Chordata; Chondrichthyes; Rajiformes; Rajidae
Product: chondroadherin-like protein
Exons: 4
Coding region: 184-2466 (760 amino acids)
Cellular component (GO): extracellular matrix
Molecular function (GO): protein binding
Source: RefSeq, a predicted model, not a curated record